CACCACCAAGUCUCCGUCAAUAUGGCUCACACUUUCAACAUUAGCCCUGAGACCAGAGCAGGCACCCUUCACUUCCUCUACCGUCAGUUUUUUGUUCGUCCUCCACCAGUUUCACGUCAAACUGCGGACUUGACAGGGAAGACAGCCAUAAUUACAGGAUCCAACAGUGGACUAGGUCUCGAGACAGCGCGCCAGCUUAUAGAUCUAGGGGCCAAAGUUAUACUGGCUGUACGCGAUGAAUCAAAGGGCUCCGAAGCAUGUCUCCAACUUUCUGAAGGUCGAACUCUUUUACCUGGCAGUAUUACGGUUUGGAAACUGGACCUCUCGUCCUACGAUUCCAUCAUCGAAUUCGUAAGUCGCGCUCGGAAUUUGGAAUCCCUUGAUAUAGCUGUUCUCAAUGCUGGAGUUUACAACGUUCACGAGGCCUUCAGUUCAACCGGCUACGAAGAGGAUAUACAAAUCAACUAUCUAUCCAACAUUCUCCUCACAAUUCUUCUUCUACCAGUAAUCAAGAUCAAAAGUAUUGGACCAGGACCAGGACGCAUCAUCCUCGUCACAUCCGACGUUGCAGCAUGGUCAAAAUUCGAGGAACGAAAAUCAGAUCCCCUUCUACCUGUUUUCCAGAAGCCUGCUGCGAGCUGGAACAUGUCAGAGCGUUACGGAACUUCUAAACUUCUUGGACAGUUGUUCCUGACCGAGCUCGUUCGACAUAUUUCUCCGACUGAAGUUAUCGUCACCUGCACAAACCCUGGAUUCUGUCGUGGGUCGAAUCUGGGAAGGCAGGCUCAGGGAACAUUGUACUUUGCAUAUCAGAUCAUGACGGGUUUGAUUGGUCGUUCAUGUUCUGUGGGUGCUCGCACCAUUGUGCAUGCUGCUGCAGUCCUGCAAGAGGAGGUCCAUGGACAGUAUGUCGAAGAUGCCAAGAUUCAGCCGUUACCGCCCCUCGUUUACAGCAAAGAGGGUGAGAUCAUCAGGAAGCGAUUGUAUGAGGAGACACUCACUGCAUUAUCAUUUGCUGGUUUACGAGAUAUUCUUCAAAAUAAGCGCCUAGGAACAGACAUGACACAGAAAUCUAUGUAGCAGGUAUAUUUUAGGCAGUCAGCAAACGCAUGUAAAUGCCUCUAAAUUCACAUGUUUCAGAGAACAACAAAAUCC
Molecule: messenger RNA, 1155 nt
Organism: Hyaloscypha bicolor E
Lineage: Eukaryota; Fungi; Ascomycota; Leotiomycetes; Helotiales; Hyaloscyphaceae
Product: NAD(P)-binding protein
Exons: 2
Coding region: 22-1080 (352 amino acids)
Source: RefSeq, a predicted model, not a curated record